AUGGUGAUCAUCAGCACGGCCGUCGACGACGCCGACCCCCUCGCGGCGGCCAAUGGCGCCAGCGCUCCUCGACCGCCGGCGGCAAGCGACGACCCUGCUGCGGCAUCGCUCUUCGACGUCGUCCACGGGACAACGGCGACGGCAGACGUUGCUGCAGGCACUACGCCCUGGUGGAGCUCUCAGCCGCCAAAUUAUGCGGCGUCGACGACAGCCACCAGCUCCGGUGCGUACGACGCCUCCUCGUCGUUUCCGCCCCCGCCGUCUUUCCAAAGCCAUGGCGACGAUCUCGCCUGCUACGCCGGGUCCGUUAUGGACACCUUGUUCCUGCAGCCGCCGGUGCCGCCGGUGCACAUGCAGCCGCCAUCGAUGGCGGAGCUAUCCUACUUCUACUACACGCAGCCGCAGGGGUUCCCGUCAUGCUUCGCCGCACCCUUGGCACUUGAACCUACUACCAUACGGCCGCAGCUACAGGUGCCGACGACGCAGCCGGCGAGCAUGCCGCCGUCGUUGCACUACCCGCAAAGGCAAGCGACAACGACCGGUUCAGAGUCAGUGGAAGAAGCUUCCGCUGCACUUGCAGACCCGCAGCAGGCUCAAGAAGACGACACUAGGCCCGCUCCUCGGCGUCGUGGUCGGCCUUCCAAACGCGCCCUGGCUGUGUCCGAGCCGCCGCCCGUCUCCAAGCCUACCAAGCGUGUCGCCGUUGGAAGGAACCGAGCCGCGUCGUCGUCGCAGAAGACAAGCUCUGCUGCCAUCGGCUCGGCAACAAUGUCGUCUGCCGGUCAUGUCCCAGAUCAGGCUGGAGCUACCAGUAGCACCGGAAGCACCUCCGGCCAGGCUGCUGCGUGCACAAGCACAAAAAGCCCAAUGGCGUUGCUCUGUGAGGAACGAUGCCAACUGCAGCCAGACUUCAGCAACGGCGCCUCAACAGGCGUAGUAGAGGGUCAUCAGCAAGCUGCGAUCGCGCCGUCGGAGGCGAUGGUGACAGGACCACAAUACGCUGACACUUCGGCUGUCGGCGUCAGGUUUCGCCCGACGGACCAGCAGCUCAUCGGCUACCUCAGGAGGAAGUACGCUCGGCAACAGAUGCCCGUCAAAUUCUUCAAGGAUUUCGACGUCUACCAAGCACACCCCAUGGCGAUCAAAGGUGCCUGUGGGGAGAGCCAGGACGGGUGCUGGUACGCGUUCUCGCCGAGGGACCGCAAGUACAGGAACGGCAAGCGGCCGGCGAGGAGCGUCUUCGCGGAGGGCGGCGGCCAGCAGGUGGGCUUUUGGAAAUCCAACAGCAGGCUGGGCGAGGUACGCGCUGGCGGCAGCAAAGAUGGUGCGGUGAUAGGGAGGAUGACGUCGCUCACGUUCCAGCUCGGCCGGCAGCCCAGGGGGAAGCAGACGGGGUGGAAGAUGAAGGAGUACACCAUCCCGGAGAACCAGCACCAGCCUGACGGCUCAGCCAUGCUGCUCAAUGACUGGGUGGUUUGCAAGUUAUUUUACAAAGAACGACCAGGAUAUACAAAUACAGAGAGCAAAGCUGACGAGAAUGCCACCUCUGUUGGGCAGGAACGACCUAUCCAUGGAAAGAGCGAGGACAAGAAUGCCAUCUCUGUUGGGCAGAAACGACCAAGACGUAGUAGAAAGAGCAAAAAGGACAAGAAUGCCAUCCCAGUUGCUGUUGGGCAGGAAGAUGGACCGGGCGAGGCCGCCGGUGAGAGCAUGCAAGGUGAAGAAGAUAUGCAGCGGAUAGUGCCUCCUGCUCACCAGGCUUCCGAUUACUCUGAGCAAGACCUGUGUGUAGAGGACUACCUUGUAUGUGAUGUAGCAUUUGCACAGCACAACGAUGCUGCAAACUGUACCAUUUAA
This is a messenger RNA of Miscanthus lutarioriparius, 1857 nucleotides long. The record is from the annotation of a GenBank genome assembly. NCBI's taxonomy places the organism in Eukaryota, Viridiplantae, Streptophyta, Magnoliopsida, Poales, Poaceae.